AUGGCAGCAUCACGAAGGGCGAAUAUCACAAUCUCAAAAACCUCCCCAGGAGACACUCGGUCUCAAGAGAAUGCCUCGAUACAUCCGAGCUCAUCCGAAAGGCCAGAGAAACGGCAAAGCCGACAUCGCGCAUCCAUUGCCUGUGCUUCUUGUCGUGGCAAGAGAGUCAGAUGUGUAGUGCUGAAAGGAAAACUCGAGUGUAACCAAUGUAUAAAGUCGGGGUAUAAGUGUGUCAUCAGAAACGACGAUGAACGGAAACGUCCAAUCUCAAAAGUCUAUGUGGCGUCAUUGUGUGAAAGAAUUAAGAUACUCGAGAGAAUGCUGCUGGAAAACGGUCUAAUUCCGACACAAGCAGUUAAUCCUUUCAAAACACGGCAGGAGGCGACAUAUUUCUCGGACAAUUCGGCCAACCCAGUCCAAUUUGCGGUCAAACAUGAACAAGAACUUGACAGACAAUCACCUAUGAAAUUUCCAUCACCAAGCGUAUCGCUGAUCGAAGACUUGGUUUUCCUUCCCGAAAACAGCGAUAGUGUUUCAGCCAUAAUACCGACAGUGGAAGCAUCAUCAGAGGCUCAAACAGGCGACUCAACAUCACGGCCUGAUUAUGAUUUUUCCUGUUUACCUGUGUAUAGGAAGUGCCCAGAUGCGAACUCCGCUGAAGCGCUACAGGUGAUGCGACGAUCGCACAUAGCAAGCCAUCAAGCUUCGGCGCCUACGAAUUAUUACGACAGUUCCACCAGCCCUCUACCAUCCGGCAGUUUAGGCUCGCUGGGAGGACUCUCGGUGACGAAGAGUCCAGUCAUAAAGCGACGACAAGAACAAAGUAACCUUGUCCCCACAACUUUGUUUCAACCAGCUGAGUGGUGGACCAGGAGUCGCAGACAAGAUCAUUUGUUUAAGGUUCAACAUUCUGUGUUCGAGAUACCACCGUGGACGACCGGAGAUACUUUUGAUGGCUCUACGGCAUUGAACCACACCACCGUCAAUGCUGUACAAAACGCUGCUCGUACGUCCGCAGAACAAGCUGUUGAAAGCAUACGUCCCAAUUGGGACACGGCAAAUGCAGAUAUGACUAAACCUAUCAGCCUGGAACGACUCGUACAGAGCGUCAACCGGGCUACAGGAGCAGAAACGAAGAAGCCCGUAGCCUCUAGGAAGCAUGAACUAGGCUAUCUUAGCUUUUGA
Molecule: messenger RNA, 1185 nt
Organism: Truncatella angustata
Lineage: Eukaryota; Fungi; Ascomycota; Sordariomycetes; Amphisphaeriales; Sporocadaceae
Exons: 3
Coding region: 1-1185 (394 amino acids)
Biological process (GO): regulation of DNA-templated transcription
Molecular function (GO): zinc ion binding; DNA-binding transcription factor activity, RNA polymerase II-specific
Source: RefSeq, a predicted model, not a curated record